Messenger RNA from Vicia faba (fava bean), 333 nucleotides. The record is from the annotation of a GenBank genome assembly. NCBI's taxonomy places the organism in Eukaryota, Viridiplantae, Streptophyta, Magnoliopsida, Fabales, Fabaceae.
AUGGCCCGCCCUCGUGCAUUUGUGCUUUGGUUAGCUUGCAAUGGUAGAUUGGCCACCAAGGAUAGAUUGAGGAGAUUUGGUUUGAUAAACGAUGAGAACUGUAUCUUUUGCCAUCAGAGGGAAACUCAUAACCAUCUCUUUUUUGGCUGUCAUACUUUGAAAGAUGUUUGGUUGAAAGUUUUGAUGUGGCUUCAGGUUGUUCAUGAUCCUAAGGAGUGGCAUGAGGAAUUGCCUUGGAUGAUGCAGACGUGCAAUGGCAAAAGGUGGAAAUAUGCUUUUCUUAAAUGUGCAGUGACAGAAACAAUGUAUCAUGUUUGGAAGCAUAGGAAUUAG